AUGCUGCUGCUCUCCUGGGUGGACGGAGCGGACGGCAGCGAGUUCCCGGUGCAGAACCUCCCCUUCGGCGUGUUCAGCCACACCCUCUCUGGCCGCUCGCCGCGCGUCGGCGUCGCGAUCGGCGAGUCGGUGCUCGACAUGCAGGCGCUGCUCGCCGAGGGCCUCAUCGACCACUGCGCGUGUGCGGCCGUCUUCGCGGAGGCGACGCUCAACGCCUUCAUGGCCCAGCCGCGCGCCCAGUGGCUCGCCGUCCGCGCGGCGCUCACCCAGCUCCUCGCGCGAGACGGCGCAGACCCGGCGCUCCGCGAGAGCGCCGAGCUGCGCCGCCGGUGCCUCGUGCCGCGCGCCGAGGUGGCGAUGCACCUGCCCGCAGCGAUCGGCGACUACACCGACUUUUACUCGUCGCGCGAGCACGCCACCAACGUCGGCGUCAUGUUCCGCGGCAAGGACAACGCGCUGCAGCCCAACUGGCUGCACCUGCCGGUCGGCUACCACGGCCGAGCCUCGUCGGUCGUCGUGAGCGGCACUCCGGUGGUGCGGCCGAAGGGGCAGCUGCAGCUGGACAAGGCCGACGCGAGCAAGGGCACCGAGCACGCGCCCUGCCGCCUCCUCGACUUCGAGCUCGAGAUGGGCUUCUUCGUCGGAGGGCCUGCGAACCGGCUCGGCGCUCCGCUCGAGAUGGACGAGGCGGAGGAUCGCAUCUUCGGCUUCGUGCUGUGCAACGACUGGUCGGCGCGCGACGUGCAAAAGUUCGAGUACGUGCCGCUCGGCCCCUUCGGCGCCAAGAACUUUGCCACCUCCAUCUCGCCCUGGGUGGUGAUGGCGGAGGCGCUCCUCCCGUUUCGGUGCGCGACGAGCGCCGGCUCGCAGGCCGAGCCGGUGCCGCUGCCGUACCUGCGCGACCCGAACUACUCGUCGUACGACGUCCAGCUCGAGGUGGCCAUCACCCCGGCGGGCGGCGACCGCGCCACCGUCGUCACCACCUCCAACUACCGCCACAUGUACUGGACCGCACCGCAGCAGCUCGUGCACCACUCUGUCACCGGCUGCGACAUGCGGCCCGCAGACCUCCUCGCCUCGGGCACCAUCUCGGGCGCCGACGCGAGCGCGUACGGCUCGCUGCUCGAGCUGUGCUGGCAGGGGACCAGGGAGGUGGGCCCGCUCUGCGACGGCUCGACGCGCAAGUUCCUCCGCGACGGAGACACGGUCUCGAUGCGCGGCACGUGCCUCCACAGCAGCGGCUACACGCUCGGUUUCGGCGAGUGCGCGGGGCAGUACGCCUACGCGCGCGUCAACCUGCUUGCAGACGAGCAGCGCGGGCUGAGCGAGAUGGGGCAGGUGCCGCGGCUGGACUGGAGCGACGCGGCGGGGGAGCGGCACUCCCUCACCCAGUCACUCGCCAUCCUCGAGCUCCUCCACGAGGCGGCCUCCGCACCCGGCCGCUCCCUCCUCCCUCUCGGGCCGGCGCUCGCCGCAAAGGACCAGGGGUCGGACGCUGGCCGCAGCCUCGGCCGCGAGGCGAUCGCCAAGGGCCUCGCCGCCGCAGAGAAGCUCGCCGCGGCCAACCGCGACGAGCGCUUCUGCGUCGGCUCGCACAGCAGCGUCGCCGACCUCUGCGUGGUGCCUCAGCUCUACAACGCGCGCCGUUUCGAGGUGGACCUGCAGCCGUACCCGCGGCUGCGCGCGGUCGAGGCGCACGCGGCCACGCUGCCCUACUUCCAAGCGGCACACCCCGACGCGCAGCCCGACGCCGCCAAGGCGUGA
Molecule: messenger RNA, 1764 nt
Organism: Emiliania huxleyi CCMP1516
Lineage: Eukaryota; Haptophyta; Isochrysidales; Noelaerhabdaceae
Exons: 4
Coding region: 1-1764 (587 amino acids)
Biological process (GO): homogentisate catabolic process; L-phenylalanine catabolic process; L-tyrosine catabolic process
Molecular function (GO): fumarylacetoacetase activity
Source: RefSeq, a predicted model, not a curated record